AUGCAACUCACACUCUUCGCCCUCACUUUCGCAACCCUCGCAAUUGCUGGGCCCAUCAACCCCUACGAAGUACGCACCGCUAUCAAAUCAACACCAUCUAUGCCAUACGGCCAGGGUAUCGAUCUUCUCACCACUCCCACUGCUGUUGUCGUCAAGCGUGAGGAAGCUAUUGAACCCCCUCAGGCUGAUGCGAAGGGUUGUGGGCAAUGUGGUUGUUGCACUUUCUUUAGUUGUUACUUGAGGAAGGAUUGCAGAUAUGGGGUUAUCGAUGCGGAGGUUGGGGGAUGGGAGCUUGGGUGGAUAGAAGUCUGA
Messenger RNA from Aureobasidium pullulans EXF-150, 312 nucleotides. RefSeq lists its product as uncharacterized. Lineage: Eukaryota; Fungi; Ascomycota; Dothideomycetes; Dothideales; Saccotheciaceae. Bases 1 to 312 code for a protein of 103 amino acids. The transcript has a single exon. The record is from RefSeq and is a predicted model, not a curated record.